Molecule: messenger RNA, 1299 nt
Organism: Trichomycterus rosablanca
Lineage: Eukaryota; Metazoa; Chordata; Actinopteri; Siluriformes; Trichomycteridae
Product: E3 ubiquitin-protein ligase TRIM21-like
Exons: 4
Coding region: 1-1026 (341 amino acids)
Biological process (GO): protein ubiquitination
Cellular component (GO): cytoplasm
Molecular function (GO): ubiquitin protein ligase activity; protein binding
Source: RefSeq, a predicted model, not a curated record
AUGAUUAAGACUCUAAAGUCGUGUCUAAAUUUUGUGGUUUCUAACUGUAACACUCUUAUGAUGGCUUAUAAGCCCUCAGGUAAACUCAGUGAUGGAAAACUCAGUGACGAUGUGGAGAACUUUGAGAUUCACUUUCAUCAGAAACACGGGAACACCAUGGAGAGGUUUUGUGGCAAAGAAGACAAGAACCACAGUGAUGUUUCUACCAAAAAUGAAAGACGUGUUAAUAAGAUUUACUCGUCCCUGCGCAGUUCUCCAACCAAAGACUGGACUAAGACCAGUAUUAAGUCUGAUGAGAGUGUGAAGACUCUAAAGACAUCACUGGUUCAUCUUCUGGAGUCUUGUGAUGAAGAAAUAAAGAGGUUUACAACAUAUGAUCUGAAGAGAAUUCAGCAAUAUGCAGUGGACAUAACUCUGGAUCCCGAUACAGCAAAUUCUAAACUCAUCCUGUCUGAUGAUGGAAAACAAGUGAGACACGGAGACAAACGACAGAAUUUUCCUGACAGUCAGGAGAGGUUCAUUAGCUGCCCCUGUGUACUGGGAAAGCAGGGAUUUUCUUCAGGAAGAUUUUACUAUGAGGUGCAGGUCUGUAGAAAGACAGACUGGGCUUUAGGAGUCACCAGAGUGUCCACUAACAAAAAGGGGAAGGUGAUAAUCAGUCCGAAGUUUGGAUACUGGAUCGUAUGGCUGAAGAAUAAGACUGAAUAUGAGGCUUGUGACUCGCCUCCUGUUCUCCUGACACUGAAACAGGCUCCUCAGAAGGUGGGGGUGUUUGUGGAUUACGAGCAGGGUUUGGUCUCCUUCUAUGAUGUAGAUGCCAGGUCUCAUAUCUACAGUUUUACUGAUCAGUUUUUCAAGGGAGGACUUUAUCCAUAUUUUUGUCCCUCUGUCAAUUAUAGAGGUACAAACUUAGCACCACUGAUCAUCACACCUGUCGAAGAUUCUUUCUUUACGGCAGUCAUCAAAAGUAGAUACAGCAGUGAAUUAUUGGUCACCACAGUGGAUCAUUCUGGUUUAUAUACCUGAUUUGGUGCAAUUUUUUAUGCCCUUCCUGAUGCAGCCCUUUAUUUCUGUCUAAACUUGGGGCCAGGACUGAGAGCAGCCAGACACAAGAGGACCUCCCAAUGGCUAGACUGUUCAGAAAUGCCACCCUUAACCCCUCACCCCACUUCCUACAACUUCCUGCUCCUGUUUACCCACAUGAAGCUGAGGCCUACAAGUUGAGACUGCUGUUGCAGCAAUGCAGCUUCUGCUAGACGACGGAAACCUGCCGUGUCUGCACUGAAAAUUACUUCAUCU